Messenger RNA from Colletotrichum truncatum, 720 nucleotides. Lineage: Eukaryota; Fungi; Ascomycota; Sordariomycetes; Glomerellales; Glomerellaceae. The record is from RefSeq and is a predicted model, not a curated record.
AUGCGACAGACGCUGGAAAGGCAAGCCCCCUACCGGCAAACAAACACUCGGCUGCCCCUCCGUACCGUGUCCGAGAAAUUCAGCAGCAUCGAGAAGCUCACGUCCGAACACAGACGCCAGAUGGCCUCCAAGACGAUCACCGACAGGUCCGCGGCUGCCCGACAGGUCUACCGAUUCCGGGCCCAUCUCCUCGAGAACGAUGCACAAAGCAAGAAGCUCGCCGUCAUCGACGACGUUGACCCGGGUCAUGAGUAUCUCAAGGCUCUCGGCUGGGACGAGGUGCCGGACGGCAAGGUGGAGGAGGGCUGGCGGAAAACUUGGGACGACCAUAAGGACGGCGUGGGGAACUUUGGCACGUGGAUGAACGUUCACUUCAAGAGAUGGAGGGAACAAUGGGUGAAGCUGGACGAGGAGGCGGCUCGGCGUACAGAAGCCCAGAGCGCUUCUGACGCCGAGGUUCCACAGCUCGAUGCAGACCCUGUCCUCGGCCAGGAGUUUCCCACUUUGGCCGCCGCCGCAGUUGAUAUAGAGCAGCAAACGAGCCCGCCUGCAGCUGAAGUAGCGGCCGAACAGAUAGUCGCGCAGGGACUGUCGCAUGGGCAGGACGGGGCGGAGACACGCCAGGCCUUCAUGAGCCAGCACCACAGACCGUCGACGACCUCUCGGCGGAUGCCAGAGAACGAGGCAUACGAUGCUCGGAUUGAUGUCGCAGUGUUGUGA